Molecule: messenger RNA, 5333 nt
Organism: Rhododendron vialii
Lineage: Eukaryota; Viridiplantae; Streptophyta; Magnoliopsida; Ericales; Ericaceae
Product: disease resistance protein RPV1-like
Exons: 11
Coding region: 62-3760 (1232 amino acids)
Biological process (GO): signal transduction; defense response
Molecular function (GO): protein binding; ADP binding
Source: RefSeq, a predicted model, not a curated record
CUUAUUCUGUUUGGAAUUACGGUUAAAGACUGUUCAGUUCAACUCCUCUCUGAAUUACUCCAUGGUUAAACCUAGAAGAAGCAUAAUCCAAGAGUGGCAGUCCUACAGGUUUCUUUCCCAGUCGAUAAAACAGCAUAUUCAAUUUCGCCGGGGAGCAGAAUUAGGGUUCCGAUUGAUCGGUUGGAAAUUGCAUUUUCUUCCAGAUAUUUGUCCAGUAACUGCUAAGAGGACACAAAAAACCUCCUCUUCCAUGUCUCAGUGUACUUACCAGGUGUUCUUAAGCUCCAGCGAUGACACUAGUAUCAACUUUUCAGAUCACCUUUAUACAGCGCUGGUUCACUCUGGAAUUCACACUUGUCGAGCAGAUAAUGGAAUUGAGAGAGGGCACAAUAUGCAGUCAGAAUGUCAACGAGCCACCGAGGAAUCCAGGAUUUCAGUAAUUGUCUUCUCGAAAGGCUAUGCUUCUUCGGGACAGUGCCUUGAUGAACUUCUAAAUGUUCUCCAACGCCGGAAGGCAGUUGGACAUAGAAUAUUGCCGGUGUACUACAAUGUGGACCCAUCUGAAGUUGGGAAGCAGACUGGGAGUUUCGGAGAAGCGUUUGCUAAUCAUGAAGAACAAUUCAUUGCAGCCACAGAUGGAAGGGAAAAGGAUUUGAUGGAAAACGUCGAGAGGUGGAGGGCAGGUCUCAGGGAAGUUGCAAAAUUAAGAGGGAUGGUCUUGCAAAAUCAAUCUGAUGGGCAUGAAUCGAAGUUCAUCCAGGAAAUUAUCAAAGAGAUCUCGAACAAACUGAAUCGUAGGGUCUUGGGUGUUACCCAAUACCAGAUUGGAAUUGAUUCUCGAGUUGAGAGCAUAAAUCAUUGGUUACAAGAUGGGGCAACUGAUGUUGGCAUUGGGGUGAUAGCCGGGAUUGGUGGAAUAGGGAAGACAACCAUUGCCAAAACUGUCUAUAACUCAAAUUUUGACAGGUUUGAAUGCAGUAGCUUUCUUUUAGAUAUUAGAGAGACUUCUAAACAGCCCAAUGGUUUGGUACGUUUACAAGAACAACUACUUUCAGAUAUUUCGAGGUGUGGAAAACUAAAAAUUGGCAGUGUUGAUGAAGGAAUGAUUAAGAUUAAAAAUGCAGUAAGUUACAGAAGGGUUCUCGUUGUUCUUGACGAUGUGGAUCAACUGGAUCAAUUGAAUGCAGUCCUUGGAAUGCGAGACUGGUUUUGCCCAGGAAGUAAGGUUAUUAUAACAACUCGUUAUGAGAAACUGCUGAAACCAUAUAAAGUUGACGAGACCUUUAAGGUUAAGGAAUUGGAUUAUAAUGAGUCACUGCAGCUCUUCAGUUGGCAUGCCUUUGGACAAGCACAUCCUAUUGAAGGUUUCAUGGAGUACUCAAAAAGUGUACUCCAACAGUGCAAAGGACUCCCUCUGGCUCUUAAACUGUUGGGUUCUUCUCUCCGUGAUAGAAGUGCAGAGGAAUGGGAGACUUCAUUGGAAGAAAUGGAAUCAUUCACUGGAAAUCAGAUCCUACAAACACUGGCAAUUAGCUUUAUGUCCUUACAAGAUGAUCACGACAGGAAAUUAUUCCUCCACAUUGCUUCAUUUUUUGUUGGGAAGGACAAGGAAUAUGUGGUCAAAAUACUGGAUGAAUGUAAUUUCUAUACGACAGUUGGAAUUGAAAACCUUGUGGGUAGAAGCCUCAUAACAAUUGGAGAAGGGAAUAAGUUGAUUAUGGAUCAACUGCUCCGCGACAUGGCUAGAAGAAUUGUACACCAAGAGUCACCCAAUGAGCCUGGGAGACGUAGCAUAGUGUGGGAUCAUGAGGAUUCUUUCCAUGUAUUGAGUAACAAAACUGGUACAGAAAGGGUUCAAGGCCUCAUCUUUAAUAUGCGUAUAUUGAGGAAAGCUAAAUCUUCCAUGUCAGCUACCAAUGUUAGUCAUACAAAACGAGAACACCCGAUACAUGAUAGUCCAGACUGGUCAUGGAAACGGCGUCGUCUUAGCUUGUUCUCCUGGCAACGUCUAUCCACUGCAUUUCCAAAAGUUUUUCCCUCGGCAAAGGACGUAAACUUCAGAACUGAUACUUUUUCAAUGAUGCCCAAACUAAGACUGCUCCAGCUUAAUUAUGUGCAGCUUGGUGGAAGCUAUAAAAGGUUCCCAAGGAAGUUAAGAUUGUUGUGCUGGUAUGGGUUCCCUUUAAAAUCUAUUCCUGAUGAUUUCCCGUUGGAGAACCUGGUAUCUCUUGAUUUUCGCCAUAGCAAUUUGGAACAACUUUGGAAGGGAACAAAAUUCCUCAGAGUGUUGAAAUUUCUGAAUCUCAGUUACUGCCAUAGCCUUGUCAGUACUCCUGACUUCUCAGGACUUCCUUGCCUUGAGAGACUAUGGCUCAAGGAUUGCACAAGUUUGAUUAAGGUUCAUGAAUCAGUUGGGGACCUUGAGAAACUAGUUCUUUUGCAUCUAAAAGGCUGUAAUAAUCUUAGGAAGCUUCCUAGAAAAAUUGGGCAGCUAAAAUCGCUUGAGAAACUGAUUCUCUCGGGUUGCUCAAAGCUUGAAAUGAAUCCCAUGGAGCUUGAGAAAUUAAAGCCUCUGACAGUACUACAUGCUUAUAGAACAGCUAUAACUCAAUUAUGCUUUACCAGUAGAAAGAGUGAUCCAUGGCCCAAAAUUCUCUGGUCUUGGGUAUCAAAACCAAGCAAAGAAAUGGGCCACACAUUGGCCUUUUUGCCAUGCACUUUACAAAAAUUAUGUCUGAGGAACUGUCAUCUAUCAGAUGAUACUAUUCCAAGGGACCUUAGUGGCUUAUCUUUGUUGUUGGAAUUGGAUCUAAGCCAGAAUCCAAUUUCUAGCUUACCAGAAAGCAUCAAAGGCCUAACUAUGCUCAAGUCCCUUAGGUUAGAUGCAUGCACAGGGCUCCAGUCACUUCCAGAGCUUCCAUCAAGUUUGAAGGAACUCAUAGCAAGAGAUUGCAAGUCACUUGAAAGAAUGAAAAUGCCUCCAAGCCUUUUCAAAUCAAUAGAGGUCAUGCAACUAACUGGUUGCGACAAACUGGGUAAGGUUGAGGGAUUGUUCCAGUUAGAAGCCAUAAAAAGCUUCCAUCCAGAUAUCAUCAACACUUUGGGCUUUCUUGAUUUGGAAUCCAAGGGGAAAAUGGAGGUGGAAUUGUGCAAUAACUUGACACUUACUAGAAAGAGGGGUCACCUCCAGGGGUUCUAUGAAUUUGGUAUAUUCAGCAUUUUCCUUCCUGGCAGCAAGAUUCCCGCAUCGUUCAGCAAUAAGAGUUUGGGUUCCUCAAUAUCUUUCGUUGUGCCGUUUUUUCCCAAUGUCAACAUACGAGGCUUGAAUGUAUGUGUCGUUUAUGUGUGUUCCAACUCUCACAAAGAUGGGAACUUGCAUGAUUUCCAUGUUAAAUUUAUAAAUAAGACCAAGGGUCUUGAAUGGACCUAUGGCCCAACGAUCCAUGGAAAUGAAGAAAUGAUAUGGUUAAGCCAUUGGAAUGUGAGGAAUCUGCAAGCUGGUGAUGAAUUAAAUGUUUCCAUGGUUUUGGGGGUUGGUUUCGAGGUAAAAGAAUGUGGGGCCGACUUCGUGUAUGAGCAAGAAGAGAAGUGCCCCUGGUCAAAUAGUGGUGGAUGCACCCAGUCUAUUAGUGGACAAGGAGUAAUCCAACACCAUGACUUGACUUCUCAUCAGCGUGUCAUUGGUGGAGAUUUGUCAGCAUACGAGAGGAGUCAAGGCGUGUAUCUCCUCUGCCAUUAUGGUCAAUCUUCUAAGUUCUAACUAAGAUCCUCUUCAAAAGCAUUCAAGUAACACUGGGAUGUCGCAACUGUCUAUAAGGUUCCAACUGGGGCACGAAAGUAGCUACAGGAGUUGUAUGAAUUUGGUAUAUUGAGCACUUCUCUUUCGGGGACUGAGGGAGGAAGGGGGCCUUGGGAGCCCUUAUGCGGACGAUAAAGGAGUUAUUACUGUCAGUCUAGCUUCACUGGUAUUGAUUACAGAAACGGGAUUUUUCAAGGGGGGAAUGGUGAUACAGGUUUGCCGGGUUGAUUUUGCGAUCCUUUAUAUUGGAAGGUUCAGUGGCAUUUCAAAUAUCCCAGAAUUUCCUCCUGCUAAGGGCCCUGAAACCUUCCAUGGCAUGGUUGUACACUCCAUGGAGUAUACAGACAUGGAUUUUGCAGCAGCUCAAGUGUUGGUGAGAGGAAAGCGAGUCACUGUUGUCAGGUUCCAGAAACACGCAAUGGACAUUGCAAUGGAAUGCUCAACAGAAAAUGGGGUGGAAAAUCCAUGUACUAUAUAUCAUACAGGAAUGAACACUGGAACAUUUCGAAUUACCUUCCUUGGGGAGUUCCCAGUGCAUAUUUUUACUUCGAUCACUUCUCAGAGCUGUUGGUUCAUAAGCCUGGUGAAGGAUUUUUCCUUGGUCUCCUGGCAGCACUUCUUUCACCUCUGAGAUGGGGAUUUUCCAAAUUUGUUGGAGGUCUCAUAAAUCGGAAGCAUUGUCUUUCAAAGUUGGGAAUGGUGCCCAAGCACAGUUUCUUGAAAGAAACCGGUUCUUGUUUGGUCUCAAUCGUGCCCGAGGGGUUUUACGAAGCAGUUGAUAAAGGUAGCAUCAAAUUCAAGAAAGCUCCGAGUUUUGGGUUUUGCAAGGAAGGCAUCUUGAUUGUGGUGAGGCUGGACCUCCAAAGACUGAUAUGGUCGUAUUUGCUACUGGGUUGAGGGGAAUUUAAAAGCUUAAAGACAUUGUUGUGUCCACAACCUUCCAAGACUGCAUGCUCGGGUCACCGGAUAAGAGAGUGCAACGCUCUAGGGAAUGCAUUCAUCCUUGAAUUCCAAAACUAGCGAUAAUCGGAUUCUCAGAGAUCAUUUCAAGUCUUGCACAAUUCGGAGAUGAGGUGCCGAUGGCUAGCAGGGCUUCUGGACGGCACAUUCAAGCUACCCGGAACUAAAGAGAUGGAGAAAGACACUGCAAAAGGCGUCAAGUUAAUGAAGCGAUACUCUGGCCAAUACUACCGGAGAUCUUGCAUUGGCGCUCUUCAUUUAUGGUACGACCAACUCCGCCAGUACAUGGGAUGGAAACCUAAACGAAAGAAGGGAUUCAUUGCUGAGUUGUUUGAGCCAUAUAUCCUCCUGGAUUAUGCUAAGCUGGUCGAGACACUCGGAUAUCAAAUCCAUCCUAAAGAGCUGCCUGGCCAACUGUUUUUCUCCCAAACUUGCAAUGCCAUGAAUCCUAUUACCAGUGUCAAUGGAGAUUAUUUUUUCAAAAAAACUAUAGGAAACAAGAUGGUUUGCUUGUCAAGCUUAAAAUGUGAUAUAGAGAUUUGCAAUUGCUUUUGGGGGCAAAAUUUCUUGAGAG